AUUUUGUCUAGCUGGGAGCCGGCGUACCUGGGCCUAUAAUAUCUUACCCUACUGCCAAGAAAAGCACACGAGAAUUACUAACCAAGUACUCUCAUUAAUCACCGUAACUACGAGAACUCACUCGUUUCCGGUUCCGUCUCCAUCAGCACCUCUCAGAGUUUCAUUGUCACGCAUGCCUGCUGUGCGAGCAAAAAAAGACGCUAAAUCUGUCUCGCCUACAUCGUGCGACGCAAGUCCAAACGAAUCUACAACCGCCGAAAACAGCAGAGGCCAGAGAAAGCGGCAAUCUCAGAGCUGUGAUGCUUGUAGAGCCAGAAAGGUUCGAUGCGUCCGGGAGAAUCUAGAAGAUUCAAAGCAGUCAUGCAAACACUGCGUAGCGCUUGGAAUACCCUGCACUUACGAUUACAGACCAAAAAAGAGAGGACCUCCCAACUUAUAUCUCCGUCGUUUACAAGAAGCUGCCGCUGCCGCUGUUGCAGCUCAAUCUGAGCAGAAUAAUCAAAUAAACGAUGUUGCAUCAAUAUCGCCUAUCUCUGCUCACCAAUCCCUUGCCAGCCCAAUACAUCCAAGUCUAUCCCCAUUGCAGCAGCACAUACAGCCCCCUUCCCUGGAACCCAUCAUGGCCCCAAUACAGACUUCUGCUCCCAUUAUCUCGCCAUCUCGAUACCCUAUCGCGGCCGACUCAUAUCACAAUCAUUACUCUCCUGUUAAUACGAUUCUCCCGACAUCAACUAGUAGCGCCCUACUCCCUCAGAAGACAGACGAUAAUCAAUCAUACCCCUUUUCCGAGACAUAUGGCGGAUUUCCCGCAUACAGUUGGUCUUAUAAACAACCUCAGUCCCUCCCGGUUCUACUUCCGAAUGUCAUACCCCCACUUUCAUAUUAUUACCGACAUCACCGCCUGGAAGAUAUCGCUCCCCGGGACAGUAUUUCACUCAUUAUCGCUCUUUUCUUCGAUUUCGUGUAUCCGCUAACCCCAUGUAUCCACAAGCCAUCGUUCAUGGCCGACCUGCACACCAAGAGAGAGGAACGCGACCCGCUAUUUUUUGCUCUUGUCAUGUCCACAGUGGCAUCAACCUUGGUACAAGUACCACGAUCUUAUGUACCCAUGGAGCGCUCUGUUGUGCGAAAGCUUGCGCAGAGAUGUUAUGAAGCCAGCCGACAUAUCACUACUGCAGCCUACGACCCUCCCAUGUCUAUGCACGUUAUUAUCCGAUAUUUCGACUGUAUCUACCAUUUUUGCGAAGGUAAUGAUGCCGCGCAGCACGCGGCCUUCGGCGAAGCGGCUCAUAUUGCUGUUACUCUGCGCAUGCACGAGGAGUCAUCCUACGAGGGGCUUGACCCCAUUGAAUGCGAGGUCAGACGGCGAACAUUCUGGUUACUUUUUGAUGCUGACAAGUCGAUGUCGAUUCUCUUGGGGCGUCCCAUAUGUCUUCGCGAUGAAGAUUGCACUGUCCACUUCCCCAAGGAACUCGAUGACGAGUACAUCAUUCGCAGUGCAUACCUGCCUCAGCCGCGUGGCAAGACAGCCCUGGUCUCAGGAUUAAACUACAUCUCCAGGAUUUUUGCACUUCUCGGUGAAAUAUUAGUUCGUAUCAGAGUGGAUAAACGGUCGCCUCCACAGGGCCAAUUUGCAACGGCGAGACUGGAGGAGGUCCAAUCUUUACACUCACGCAUUAUGGGGGCCCUCAUCCACACACCAGAGCCCCUGAGGCUGAAACAAACGCGUCGGCACAGCCGCCUUCCAGCGGAGUGCGAUGGCGCUGGGUUCAGACAAGCUACGUUCGCGGAGGUCAAGGACUUCUUCGAAAACCCCAAAGCUUCACGUGCGAACGCCCUGAACCCGUUCCUUGUCAUGCAGGCAAAUCUUUAUGUGACUCAAGUGAGUUGUCACUAUAAAGCAGCGCCGCUUAAAAUCCCGUUAACUCUGUUGAUCAAGCAACUCGUUCGAUUCGUGGUGGAGCAAUACCGCGAUGAACUCAUUACGGCUUUGCAAGGUAGUAUCGAUGAACACCAGGUCGCCGAGGAUAGGGAAGCGGUCGCAAGUGACCUGCUCAAUAUUCUUCGCAGUAUUCCUAUCCAGUCAAUCGCUACUAAUGGUCCUUCGCUGGUGCACAAAGUGCGAUUUGUCGCAUCCACCUUGUUAGAUGCUGUUCGGAAGGCGGAGACCGCUCCGGUAUCCGCUGCCCGUGCCCAUGCUUUCCUGUGGGACUUCCUAUCUAUUCUGUCCGAAAUCGAGAGAAAUUAUCUUCUCGACGAUGAUCGUGACGGCACAUCGAGUGGCGACGGUGGCAUGUCCAUGAUCUAGCAAAAUAGUACAUGAUCUAUGUGCUUCUUUUUGUCGUCCCUGUAUCUGUGGUUUGUAUAUCGUAUUGCUGGACUCGUCUAUUCAUACAUACCGAUGUCCUUUCUAUACUUAUCGAUAUUCGAUAUUCGUUCAGUCAGACUGUGUCAGCUCUCUCCCAAGCUUGAUAUCUUUAGUAUUAGAGUUCAGAACAAUUCCACCACAUUCGUGAUUGGCAUACCGCGGAUGUCAAUGGUCUAUCUUCAGAAUAAUAUUGACACCCGACCUCGAAU
Suillus plorans is the source of this 2577-nucleotide messenger RNA. Its product is annotated as fungal-specific transcription factor domain-containing protein. The record is from RefSeq and is a predicted model, not a curated record. Lineage: Eukaryota; Fungi; Basidiomycota; Agaricomycetes; Boletales; Suillaceae. The transcript has 11 exons. Gene Ontology annotation, biological process: regulation of DNA-templated transcription; DNA-templated transcription. Gene Ontology annotation, molecular function: DNA binding; zinc ion binding; DNA-binding transcription factor activity, RNA polymerase II-specific. The coding region runs from base 173 to 2308 and encodes 711 amino acids.